Rosa rugosa (rugosa rose) is the source of this 522-nucleotide messenger RNA. RefSeq lists its product as uncharacterized. The transcript has a single exon. Gene Ontology annotation, molecular function: RNA-DNA hybrid ribonuclease activity; nucleic acid binding. The record is from RefSeq and is a predicted model, not a curated record. NCBI's taxonomy places the organism in Eukaryota, Viridiplantae, Streptophyta, Magnoliopsida, Rosales, Rosaceae. The coding region runs from base 1 to 522 and encodes 173 amino acids.
AUGGGGGCAGCAAUAUGGGUUGGUAUAUUGCAAGUACAAAUUCUUAAUCAAAAUGGAACAUGUGAUGGUAAUGCUACAGUGCCUGGUCAUUGGAUGCCACCUCCUGUGGACCAUUUGAAGUUGAAUUGUGAUGCUGCUGUACUCCAGAAUGGAAAUCAAGUUGGCGUGGGUGUGGUGUGCAGAGAUUAUAGGGGCUCUUUGGUGGGAGCUAUGGGAGAAAUACUCCUGUAUAGAUUGCAACCUCGUGCUGCGGAAUUGAUGGCCAUUUUGAAGGGGUUAGAGUGGUGUAACGGUCAAGGAUGGAGGGGCUUGAUCAUUGAAACUGAUUGCCUCGAGGCCGUGCAAUUAGUUAAUGGUACUGAUGAAUGUCUUGCAGAUGAAGGAUUACUGGUGGAUAGAAUUAGAUUCCUGAUGGGGUCUAUGGGCAUACAAGGCAUUCAUUUUGUGCCUAGGGUGGUUAAUGGGGCAGCUCAUGUAGUAGCGGGAUUUGUAGCUCGUGAUAAUGGCGACAUAGUUAGUUAG